AUGGUGCUCGGUUACGCGUUCCGGGAGCGUAUUUUGCUCGGACUGCAGGACCAGAUGUACCAGAGUCUGGACGUGUACGGGCGCCGCCGGAUGACGACCGUCUCGUGGGACAUGACGCAGGAGGAUCUGCAAUGUUGUGGCGUCGAGGACUAUCGUGAUUGGAACGACCGAAUCCCGGACUCGUGCUGCAUGGAUGACUACGGGGCUCGGAAGCGACCGUGCCAGCAGCUGCAGACCUCGCUGACAAUCUACCGGAUCGGAUGCUACGAAGCGACGGUGAAGGCGCUGAGAAACAAUAGUUUGCUGCUAGCGGGCGCGGUCUGUCUGCUGCUGGUGGCGAUUAUCCCGGCGACCAUCAUGGCUUACUAUAUGUUAACUACCAUCUAA
Anopheles coustani is the source of this 387-nucleotide messenger RNA. Its product is annotated as tetraspanin-9-like. The coding region runs from base 1 to 387 and encodes 128 amino acids. The transcript has a single exon. Gene Ontology annotation, cellular component: membrane. The record is from RefSeq and is a predicted model, not a curated record. NCBI's taxonomy places the organism in Eukaryota, Metazoa, Arthropoda, Insecta, Diptera, Culicidae.